UGGGGGCGGUGACUUCCGCUCCGCUGCCGGGGAGCGGGGCGGCUGCGCUGGGCGGCUCCUGCGCCUUGUUGUUGUUGUUGUGGAGCGUCGAGGGGGCAGAGUCGGGCGGCCAAGAUGGGCAACUGUCACACGGUGGGACCCAACGAGGCGCUGAUCGUGUCAGGUGGCUGCUGUGGAUCAGACCAAAAGCAGUAUGUCAUUGGGGGAUGGGCCUGGGCCUGGUGGUGCGUCUCACAGACACAGAGACUACCUCUGGAGAUCAUGACUGUCGUCUGUCAGUGUGAGGAUAUAGAAACCAUUGAGGGGGUCCCUGUAUAUGUUACAGGGGUUGCACAGGUGAAAGUAAUGACUGACCAGGAGUUGCUAGCCGUAGCAUGUGAGCAGUUCCUGGGGAAAAGUGUCACAGAGACUAAAAGUGUGGUGCUGCAGACUCUAGAAGGACACCUCCGAGCUAUCCUGGGCACCCUAACUGUUGAAGCCAUUUACCAGGACCGGGAUCAGUUUGCUCAGCUGGUGCGUGAAGUCGCUGCUCCUGAUGUAGGCCGCAUGGGGAUCGAGAUCCUCAGCUUCACUAUCAAGGACGUUUAUGACAAAGUGGAGUACCUGAGUUCGUUAGGGAAGUCGCAGACAGCGGUGGUGCAGAGAGAUGCGGAGAUCGGAGUGGCAGAAGCUGAGAGAGACGCCGGGAUCCGGGAAGCUGAAUGCAAGAAGGAAGCCAUGGAUGUUAAGUAUAGUGCAGACACCAAGAUGGCAGACUCCAAGCGAGCCUUUGAAAUGCAGAAGGCGGCUUUUAAUCAGGAGAUAAAUACAAAGAAAGCAGAGGCUCAGCUGGCUUACGAGCUGCAGGGGGCCAAGGAGCAGCAGAAGAUUCGACAGGAAGAAAUCGAGAUCGAGGUGGUCCAGCGCAAGAAGCAGAUCGACAUUGAGGAGAAAGAAAUUGUCCGCAUGGACAAGGAGCUGAUCGGGACGGUGAAGAGGCCGGCAGAAGCAGAGGCAUUCAGGAUGCAGCAGAUUGCAGAAGGCCAAAAAGUGAAGCAAGUUCUGAUCGCCCAGGCUCAAGCUGAAAAGAUCCGCAAGAUCGGAGAGGCUGAGGCUUCUUCUAUUGCAGCCAUUGGAAAAGCCGACGCUGAGAGAAUGCGAUUGAAGGCGGCAGGUUAUCAGCAGUAUGGAGACGCAGCCAAGAUGGCAAUGGUGCUGGAUGCCCUUCCCAAGAUUGCCGCAGAGAUUGCAGCUCCACUUGCUAAGACGGAUGAAAUAGUGAUUCUUGGAGGAGACAGUAACCGUGUAACAUCGGAGGUCACACGUCUACUGGCUGAGGUCCCUGCCUCUGUCCAGGCUCUCACAGGGGUUGAUCUAUCAAAGGUUCCUUUGAUCCACAGUUUAACCAAUGCCCAGGCUUGAUCAUCAGAGACACAACUUUGGAAUGUGCCCCCACAGAAAGUACUACUCCACAGAUCUGCACCUCAGAAUACUUGUUUAAGGAUCACCUUUUCUACGGAUAAUUUGUGUGAUUUUCCUUUUUAAAUUUUUUUUUGGUUUUCUUUUUAACCUCUGGUGCCUUAAUUUAAUCUGGUUCAGAAUAUUGAUCAGUUUUUUUAAAAUAAUCCAAAUUUUCAAUGAUUGGUUUUCAUUUGUUGUUCAUACUUUGCUUUCAGGGUACAUAACACUUGUCCAUGUUGCAGGUUGCCUAGAGGUGAGUUGUUCAUCCAAACAAUCCAUCAGCCUUAUGUAAAGUUGGCUUUUUGAAACUUUCUGCAGCUUCCUUCCUUUUUCUUGUUUCUCGAUUUCAGCGCCUAACCUAACCUGGUGAGGCCAGUCGUUCCUGUACUCAGCUUCUAAUUUUCAUGUGGAAUACCUAAACUGAUUUCCACUAACCUUCAGAGGACACUGAACUCUUGAAGUGCCUUUGUUAAAUUUAAGCUACUCCCUGGACAUUCCAAGAUCUCCCUGACAUAUCCUGCAAUAUGGACAAGAAACCAAGCAAAGGAUGACAAGUACUGAAAGAGUUGAAAGCUCCAACAGGCCAGAUGUAUUUUUGCCCUGCCCCAAUGUCACUGGUCUAACUUGAUCAUGGAAUGGUGAUACCAGGGGACAUAGCUAAUCCUGGAUAGUUUCCUAAUGAUCGUCUUGGAAUGAGAGAGAAGUGACUUGUUGCAGUUGGGUGGUUGAGGAUGUGUAGAGGAUAUUUUUGGAAGUUCUGCAGGACUGAUAUUGGGUAUGGUGUGAGAUUGUGUACAUUAAAAUUGAAAGUCACUGUGGGGAUUGGUAUAGGGUACACAACCUGCAAAAAAUAAAGUUUAUAUAUACUAAAAAACAUUUUAGUCUCAGCUGUUGAAUGUCCCAUGUACUAUGUACGUGACUAAACCACGUGCGUACCUCAAUGUGGUCUCCAGUUUGAUUAAUAAUCACCUUUAAAAAUGUCCUCUACACACCAGUGAUCAUAUCCAUUUGGAUCUCUGCUAUUGACAAAUACAAAUGUCCAGCGGAGGUGAUGGGUUACUGGUUGUUGCCUGUGGAACUACAACACAGAUGCAACACCUCAGGUUGCAGAGAGCUGUCAAUACCAUUACACUCCCAACUAGUAGAGCUAGAAAACAACUUCACCCCCUUCCCUGCAUCUUUAUUGGUAGAAGGAUGGUUCCUCAGCCACGGCCAUGGGGAGUAGCCAGGAUACCUGGCUAUGGGUCAUUUACCAGAGUUCCAUAUUUGUGACUGCGCAGAGUACGUUUACCCUGAAGUGAAUCCACCAGUGGAGUCCUCUAGUGACGCACCUCAACUUACAGUCUGAAGUGAAAUCGCAGAGUUCAGUUUGGAGGCUUUGAUGCUUUUUAGCCUCGUGUUCACUGGCUGCAGGAUAAGUUUGCGAUUCUCUGGGUUUUUUCCUAUCUUGUGCUGAGGAAUGGUCGGUAAGAGUCCAAAAGGACUGAGGUUGUUUUUACCACUGAAGGUGGCAGAUUCCCUCACCCAAAAAUUCCCUCGCAGCAGCUAAACAACGUUUCUCCAAUUUAUCAAAGUCUUAAAUUCAAGAUGUAAACCAACCAGCUUGGAUGAAAUCCACCUCCAGACUGCAUCAACUCAAACAUUAACACAUGUAUUUUAAACUAAUGAGUGGCUUUGUUGCAAAAGCAGUGUAUUGUCAUGCACACCCAGCUCAUUGCAGCAUGUGGUGCAGUGUGAUUUUAAUUUAUUAACUGCCCUCGCCAAUACAAAUAGUUUCCUACUAGUUUAGUGUAACCUGAAGUUUCCAGUCUCAAUCUGAGAGAUUAUUGCAAAUUCUAGAAAGCCAUUUAAAAGUUAUCCUUGGUGUGUGAGCUUGCCCCCCACCCCCCCCCCCCCCCCUGUCUGAGUGGCUCUAGGAGUGGUGCAGGCUGACACACCAACCAUCAGCCGGGUGCUCCACGCGUUUCUUGUUUUUUUUCAAAAUGUGUUCCUGAAACAGAAGCCUUAAUCCACAGCUCAGUCACAAAGGAGAGAAGAACAGAUUUUUAACCCCAAUGGACUUUGUUUCCAUUACUGUGAAGGAACUUGUUACAGUGUCAUUGUGACAUGACCUUUUCUGAUUCCAGGUUUCUCGUGUGUUCCAUUUCUGCCCUGAUCUCCGGUACAAUGGGGAUGAGUAUCAUAAAGCAGCCUUUGGCUCUGGGUUAAAUAGAUCUUCUCCAGCAUGGGGAAGGUAGGGACUGACUGUGGUCCCAGGUGUGUGAUGCUGGCUGUUGGGUGUUCAAAGGGCACAGUGAAAAGUUUGAUCUGUGCAUUCCCUUCCCCUUUGGGAAGUCCAGACCAGCUUUAACUUUGCACUUUAACCUCUGACUAGUCCAAAUUCCAACACCACUGCUGAGCCAAUGGGAUGCUAUUAACUGGACUGUGGCAUGUACAACUAGCCACACUUUUUUUUAAUGCGUUGACAAUGUAAACUUUUUUAAAUUAAUUUUACCAUAUUUCUUUCCUGCCAAAAAUAACUUUGAUUUGUUACAAAUGAUGCAUCUGUAAAAAAUGAAUCAAAAUAUCUGCAUUGAAAACUUUAAGUAGAAAGAGGAGCGAAUGUGGUAUAUUUAAUAUGUACUCGAUAACACCUGUAGAAUUAGUGGUACAAUUAUGUAUACAGUAGGAAGUAAUUCAUGUAAUCUGUUUUUGAAAUUGAAUGGCAUCCAUGGUAAUCUCUCAGUGAAAUAUGAUAAAUACUGAUAUGUUGG
Messenger RNA from Pristis pectinata (smalltooth sawfish), 4193 nucleotides. Its product is annotated as flotillin-2. The record is from RefSeq and is a predicted model, not a curated record. Gene Ontology annotation, biological process: protein localization to plasma membrane; regulation of myoblast differentiation. Lineage: Eukaryota; Metazoa; Chordata; Chondrichthyes; Rhinopristiformes; Pristidae. The transcript is spliced from 11 exons. Gene Ontology annotation, cellular component: plasma membrane. The coding region runs from base 115 to 1401 and encodes 428 amino acids.